Molecule: messenger RNA, 1145 nt
Organism: Anolis sagrei ordinatus
Lineage: Eukaryota; Metazoa; Chordata; Lepidosauria; Squamata; Anolidae
Gene: GSTO1
Product: glutathione S-transferase omega 1
Biological process (GO): glutathione metabolic process
Cellular component (GO): cytoplasm
Molecular function (GO): glutathione transferase activity; glutathione dehydrogenase (ascorbate) activity
Source: RefSeq, a predicted model, not a curated record
UCACGUUCUUUAAAGCCUAACAGGAGGAGGGAGGCGAAGCAUUCGGGAGGUCGAGUUUACUGCGGCUGCGCGGCUCUUUGGAUCAGCACACAGAAUGUCUGGAGACUCCCCUCUUAGCUUAAGCAAAGGAAGCCCUGCUCCAGGGCCUGUGCCUGAAGGAAUCAUCCGUCUCUACAGUAUGCGCUACUGUCCCUUUGCACAGAGAGCACGACUUGUCCUGCAAGCCAAAGGAAUUAAUCAUGAAAUUGUGAAUAUAAACUUGAAAAAUAAACCUGAUUGGUUUUUUGAGAAAAAUCCUUUUGGCGCUGUCCCUGUGUUGGAGACAAGCAAAGGUCAGCUGAUUUAUGAGUCUCCAAUCACUUGUGAGUAUUUAGAUGAAGCAUACCCCGAGAAGAAGCUAUUCCCACAAGAUCCUUAUGAGAAAGCUUUCCAGAAGAUGAUCCUGGAACUGUUCUCCGCACUGCCUUCUCUGGGCUACAAACAUAUUUUGGGCGUGAAGAAGGGAGAAGAUGUGUCCGCUGUGAAAAAAGAGUACUGUGAAAAGCUUCACAAAUUAGAAGAGAUUUUGGUGAACCGUAAAACUAAGUUCUUUGGUGGGAACUCAGUAACCAUGAUUGACUACCUGAUCUGGCCAUGGUUCGAGCGCUUGGAGCUCUUCCAGUUACAAGACUGUCUGGAUCAUGUUCCAAAACUAAAACAAUGGGUUGAAGUCAUGAAGCUGGAUCCAGCUGUCCAAGCAACAAUGUCAGAUGCUCAGAAGAUCAAAGGUUUCUUUGAGCUGUACCUGAAAAAUAGUCAUGAGGCCUGUGACUAUGGGGUUUCAGCUAGCUAGUGGCAAAGCAUACUGCAUAGCUGUUGUUGCAGAAUCUCUAUCUGAUACCUAAGGUGUGUUGCUCAUUUGUUGUAUGGGCCUGUGCUGUAUUUCUUCCUCUAAAGAAAAAAGCAGAAAAUGGGGACAGGAAGAACAUUUGCAAAUUCUUCUUUCUUCCAAAGUUGUCAUGCCACUCUAUCCCUAGACACAACUUUAAUGUAGUUGGUUGUUGGUUGGUUCCUAUUGUUGGUUGGUUGGUUGGUUACUAUUGUUAGUUCUGUCGCUGUUUUAAAACCAAUUGUUUCCUCUCAGCAAUAAAUAUACUUUCAACACA